UGAUGCCGCCUGCUCUCGUCUGCUUUCUAGGCGAGGCCUUGUUCAUCUCGAACGAACCUAUUACUAUUUUAUUUUGCGUAUUUUUAUAUCUGAACUAGUGUUGUGAUCUACUUAUUUUUCGUUUUUUAUUUCAAUAAAUAUCUUUUUGUUUUUAAUUAUUUUUGAGAAGCUUCCUGUUUCGAAGUCGCGAUGUGCUCGUACUUCUUCCGGGUCAGUGCUCGCUCUCUACGGCAUGCUUUCGGAUUUUUUUCCCGUCAUACCAUGUGUAACUAAAAUCGGAAAAUAAAAUGAGUUCUCAGAAAGGUAAUGUAUCUCGGUCGCGACGCCAGAAGCAUCAAAACAGUUUUGCCUUCAAAAACGACAAGUACGGAGCGACGGUACAAGUGAAGAAGGCGAAAUCAAAGAUCCACGAUGGGCUAUGUCAACAUUGUAAGGGGGUUCUUGAGUGGAAAGUGCAGUACAACAAAUACAAGACUCUGACACAGCCUAAAAAAUGUGUCAAGUGUUCUCAAAAGACAGUGAAGGAUGCAUAUCACAUCAUUUGUAAGCCCUGUUCCCUUCAGCUGGAGAUCUGCAGCAAGUGUGGGAAGAAAGAGGACAUCGUUAUUCCAGUAAAUUCACAAGAAGACCAGAAGGAGGAGGAAGAGGAGGAAGAGGAUGAUGAUGAACAGAAAAAGAAAGGAAGUGGAAGAGGGAAGAAGGACUUGGAUGAUUUGGACAGUGAUGAUGAUUUUGAUGAUGAUGACUUAAGUGAUGUAGGAGAUGAUGAUAAUGGAGAGGACUGCACUAGUGAACCAAAGAAGACAUAGAACCGGUCAGAUGUGCUCCCAGGUGUUUAUGGAGUCAACGUUAAAGACUGAAGACAGUAAACGCAGCUUCUUUUUUUUUACAUUUAUACAAAGCAAGAAUUCUAAUCAAAGUACAGUACGAUGUUUAAGACUUGACCCAUCUUCAAAUUAAAUACAGCAAAUCAACAAAUGUGGUUUGAUGGAGUAUGAGCUAAUGUUACACUGGGGGGGUGAGUAGCCAGAAUAGCUGUAUUAUAUACUGUACAUUUCCCAAACAAUGCCACCUGGAUGUAUACAUUUUACUGUACUGUAAUAAACACCUGUACAGUGUGUACAUUCAUUUUUAA
Cyclopterus lumpus (lumpfish) is the source of this 1135-nucleotide messenger RNA. RefSeq names its product chromosome 9 C9orf85 homolog (gene c9h9orf85). The coding region runs from base 288 to 809 and encodes 173 amino acids. The record is from RefSeq and is a predicted model, not a curated record. The transcript has 4 exons. Lineage: Eukaryota; Metazoa; Chordata; Actinopteri; Perciformes; Cyclopteridae.